UCAAUCGAAAUUGACGGUUCUUCUACGAUGCUAAUCGCGUAUACUCAAGGAAAAUCGCUAUAAAAUAAAAAUACAUAAAACAAUAACACAUCCUAUCAUAAAUGUGUGCCAAACUGACUUUGAACUAAUUCACCUGUGUGAUAAACUGUUUAUAAAGCCAGAAUGUCGUACCGGGAUCCCGGGCCUUUGCCGAAUAGGUGGUUGAAGUGCCCUCGAAAAGCAUCAGGACUUGUUGCUGGCAAGUUUCUAGCCUUCAAGACACCUUUAGGACAACAGUUCAAUGACAAAGUUCCAGAGGAGAAUCGCUUCACUCCUAACAUGCUGUUUGUGUACAUGAAAAGUUUAAAAGUAAAACUUGGGAUGUGGGUGGACCUCACUAACACCACAAGGUUCUAUGACAAGACGGAGAUUGAGAAUAUGGACUGUAAAUAUGUAAAGAUGUCCUGCCGGGGACAUGGGGAGACACCUUCAUUAGAUCAAACUAGACUAUUUAUCCAACUCGUAAGCAAGUUUCUGAGCCAGAACCCACUGGAAGUCAUCGGUGUCCACUGCACACACGGAUUCAACAGAACCGGCUUUCUGCUUGUAUCGUAUAUGGUGGAACAGUUGGACUGCAGCGUGGAGGCUGCAAUUAUAGAGUUUGCUAAGAUGAGGCCUCCAGGCAUUUACAAGCAGGACUACCUACAAGAGUUAUACAGACGCUACGACGACGUGGAGUACACACCAGCUGCUCCCCAGAGGCCCGAUUGGUGCGAUGAGGAAGAAGGAGAAGAUUACGACGACAGUACGCCGAGUAAUUCCCAGUCAACCUCUUCGCAAAACGCAUCGGGACCUAAACCCAAGAAAGGUCGUAAAGAGACCACCUUCAAGAAGACUACAUUCAUGCCAGGCGUCCGCGGGGUGGAACCGUUCAACACCCAACCCCGCUUGCUGGAGAUCCAGCAGAAAGCCCAGGAGUUCUGCGAGUGGGGCAAGACUGGGUUCCCGGGGUCACAGCCGGUCUCCAUGGACGUGAUGAAUCUGAGGAAGCUGCAUGAGAAGCCGUACAGGGUGUCGUGGAAAGCUGAUGGUGUCAGAUACAUGAUGUUAAUUGACGGAGAAGGCGAGGUGUACAUGAUAGACAGAGACAACUGCGUAUUCAAAGUGUUUGGACUGCGUUUUGUUCAUAGGAAAGAUCUGAGACAGCAUCUGAGAGAUACCCUUCUAGAUGGUGAAAUGGUGAUAGACAAAGUAGACGGCAAAGAAAUACCCCGGUACCUGUGUUACGACAUUAUUCGGUUCGAGAACCAGGACAUAUCGAAGAAGGCUUUCUUCCCGUCCAGGAUGGACUAUAUAGAACAUGAAAUUAUUAAUCCUAGGUUAAAAGCAAUGGAGAAGAAAAUGAUACACCGCGAACGCGAGCCCUUUAGCGUACGGCUAAAGCAAUUCUAUGAGGUGCGGAUGGCGCACCAAUUAUUGGGGGAGAAGUUCGCUAAAACCCUGUCUCAUGAGCCUGAUGGACUCAUAUUCCAGCCUUCUAAGGAGCCCUACGUGCCUGGACCGUGCGAGGAUGUGCUAAAAUGGAAGCCUAGCAACAUGAACAGUGUCGACUUCAAGCUAAAGAUCGUCACGGAAGGCGGCCAAGGCAUUCUACCAAAAAAGAUCGGCCAACUCUUCGUCGGUCAGCUAGAACCGCCGUUCGCCACCAUGAAAGUCACCAAGGACAUUAAACACCUCAACAACAAGAUCAUCGAGUGUACUUACGAGAACAACCGCUGGGUCUUCAUGAGGGAACGGACUGACAAGUCCUACCCUAACAGUUAUAAUACUGCCAAAUCCGUAUGCGAAAGUAUACGAGACCCCGUGACCAAGGAGCGGCUGUUAGACUUCAUAGACAACCAUCGCUUUAUAGACGACUCGGAUCUCAUGCCUAUGCCUAAAAUGGUGCGCCGAUAGUAUCAGGCCAAAACGGAGCUUGUUGCCUCGACAUAGAGUACAUUUCACAACGGACCGGACGUUUUAGAUAAUUUAAUAUUGAACAGCUAUAAAGUAUGUUAGCCAUUUGAGGAAAGUGAGCCGACCUGAAGAUACAAGAUGGUAAAAGUUAGACACUUUCAAUAUGGACACGUUUCCUGAGGGUGGUAUUCCACCUGUACAAUUUUUUCGUCCAAUGUGUAUUUUGUUUCACAUUUUGCUUAAUGAGAGUGAGACACAAUGACAUUGGACCAAGAUAUUGGCCCCUAACUUUUUUGUAUUAACCAUAUUCAGUAUGAAAAUGGUCGUACCGCACACUGGUGGAAUCCCGCCCUAAGGGAGACACAGUUUUCCAAUGGGGGUACAUUACCCUACUGAGUCAACUGACAGUCUGUUUUGUCCUUUUGUAUGUUACCAUGGAUGAAGGCUCGAGUCUUAAAGUGACCAGUGGAGGCAGUGGGUGAUCGAUCAAGUUAGGAAUUUUAUUCCUAUUUGUUCAAAACUAGCACAAUUUUAAUAUUGCUAGCUGGAUUCAUUUUUUAAAUCUCAAAAGUUCCGAUUGCGUUUUCAUUUACUUAGAUUUAAAUCAGGUGUCAUCAGUAUUUCUUAAGGCGCAGAGUGUAAUGAAAACUAGCUUAGCAUAAGGUUUACCUAAGGCGCAUGGCACACUGCAUCCGCACGUCGCUCCGAUGGUUGAGCCAGACAACGCUUUACGCGUAUUAGCACAUAAUAAAUAAUAGUACCGUACAGAAAGGAAACUUCCUACAAAACAGAAGUUUGACAGCGGUUCAGCCGGCAACGAAAAGCUUUAUGUCUCUCUAUCACUCUUCCAUAUUAGUGCGACAGUGACAGUUGCGUUUCGAUCGCUACGGAGCGUAAGCGAUUGGCAUCUUGGCUACGCGGCCAGGGUCGAAUCAUGCUGUCCCUUUCUAAUAUAUCUUUCGGCUAUUUAGGGUUGUCAAAAUUCAAGACAUUAUCUAUGGUCGUGCACGCAAAGGGACGUCAACCCUAAUAAUUGCUCGGAGCAAUGCUGAGCAGAGUUUAGCCGAAGUCAGGAGUUUCGUACCCCUGAUUAUAGUGACAUCCCACUCUCAUGACGUGCGAAUCGGAUGCAGUAUGCAGAGUGCAAUGCGCUGUCCUUUGCUUAUCUGUUCUGUUUAAAGGGAGAAAAUAAAAUCGAAACUAACUCAAUUAUUUAUUUUUAUUAUCCAUAUGAUAUAAUAGGAAUACUCACUAGGACAGGAGUUCUAAACCCGUGCUAGCAGAUAUCAACGCUUAUGCGCCUUAAUAAAUAUUGAAUAUUAAGUUAUUUAAGUCAAUCUGUUUUGUUUAUAAGAAUGUAUUCAUUUACCUUAAUAAAAUUGUUUUUAAUAUUG
This is a messenger RNA of Cydia splendana, 3329 nucleotides long. It is a transcript of the gene mRNA-cap, whose product is annotated as mRNA-capping enzyme. Bases 163 to 1935 code for a protein of 590 amino acids. Lineage: Eukaryota; Metazoa; Arthropoda; Insecta; Lepidoptera; Tortricidae. Gene Ontology annotation, biological process: 7-methylguanosine mRNA capping; protein dephosphorylation. The record is from RefSeq and is a predicted model, not a curated record. Gene Ontology annotation, molecular function: protein tyrosine/serine/threonine phosphatase activity; mRNA guanylyltransferase activity; ATP binding. The transcript is spliced from 12 exons.